CAACGACGGCAGCAGCAGCUCGGGCGCCUGGCGGGGCCGGGCGGGGGACGGCGUGUCCCUGUGUGUCCCCGCACACGCCCCGGGAGCCGGCGCGCAGGCGGGGCAGUGGCCGCCGCUGGAGAGACUGCCUACAUUUGCUGUACACACCCAGUCAGGACCUGGAAUAUAGCAGAGUUCAAGAAGCAGAUAAACUACAAUUUCAAUAUUUUAAUCUUACUCAAAAUUAUUUUUAGCACUUGGAGACUAAAUGUUCUCCUUCUGGAGUCAUCAUAUGUCAGAACUGUCCAAGGCCUUGUAAAACUGUUGCCCAAUAGGUGAACAUGGAGACACAGCUAGACCCCAUGAAGGAUGAUUUGCCUUUAAUGGCAAACACUAGCUACAUGCUUGUAAAGCACUAUGUAUUGGACUUGGAUGUGGAUUUUAAAAGUAAAGUUAUUGAAGGCAGCAUAGUUUUGUUCUUUGAGACUGGGAGCCAGUACAGGAAAACCAGCAGUGCUGGCAAAGAAUGCUGCCCAUCACAGUUUGAUGAAACCUGUAAAAUGGGGGCAUCUGAACCCUGCCACAUUCCUAUGACAAAUGUUAAAACGGAAUGUAAUGAUUUUGCUGACAGUGGUAAAGAGGAAGCUACUUCUGAUGAAAAUAGUAACCAUAGCAACAAUGAACAGGCUUCUGGGAUUUCUGGUUCAAAGGACUGCUGUGACAUAGAGGAUCAUGAAAACAAGGAUUUUCUGCUGGUAUUGGAUUGCUGUGAUUUAUCUGUGCUAAAGGUUGAAGAGGUAGAUGUUGCUGCUGUGUCAGGCAUUGAAAUAUUUACAAGGUCUGCCAAGCCAACUGGUGUUUCAAAGGAGCUGGAAAAUCUCAGGAAUCGGAUUGUACAUGAACUUGUGACUUUACCUGCAGAUCGCUGGAAGGAACAGCUAUACUAUUUUACUCACUGUAGCCAGGCACCUGGCUGUGGGGAGCUUCUGUUUAGUACUGGCACCUGGAGCUUGGAGAUAAGGAAAUCAGGAAUUCAGACUCCAGCGGACUUUCCUCAUGCAAUAAGAAUAUGGUACAAAACCAAGCCAGAGGGAAGAUCUGUUACAUGGACUACAGACCAGAGUGGCAGGCCAUGUGUUUACACAAUGGGAUCACCAAUAAACAACAGAGCCCUCUUUCCAUGCCAAGAACCACCCAUUGCCUUGUCAACAUGGCAAGCCUCAGUUCGAACAGCUGCAGGAUUUGUUGUGUUAAUGAGUGGUGAAAACUCAGCAGAACCAGUCCAGCUUCGAGCAGGUAUCUUGAGCUGGUACUACUAUGUGUCUAUGCCAAUGCCAGCAUCCACCUUCACUAUUGCUGUGGGGUGCUGGCAGGAAGUUAAACAACAGUCCUUCAAACAAAAAGCUUCUGUUGGAACAAACACUGAGUUUUCCUUGCCAUCAUCACAAACUGAUUUAAGGUGGCAUGAAGAAAUCUGUGGUCAUGUGGAGUAUCCUUGCCGUUUCCAAAAUCCUGCUGCCAGGUUGCAAGCAGUCAUUCCUUACAGAGUCUUUGCUCCCUGGUGCCUUAUGGAAAGCUGUGAAGAAUAUUUGCUUCAGCUAAUUCCUCAGUGCCUCUCAGCUGCUUAUGCCACACUGGGUACCCACCCCUUUUCCAGGCUUGAUGUUCUGAUUGUUCCUUCCAACUUUUCCAGCCUGGGAAUGGCUAGCCCACACAUCAUCUUUCUGUCACAAAGUGUACUGCCAGGAGGAAGCCAUCUCUGUGGAACUCGUCUGUGCCACGAAAUUGCUCAUGCUUGGUUUGGACUGGCCAUUGGUGCUCGUGAUUGGACAGAAGAGUGGAUAAGUGAAGGGUUUGCCACUUUUUUAGAAGAUAUAUUUUGGGCUAGGGCACAACAGCUGUCACAUGAUGAAAUAAAAGGGCAACAGGAAUUGAAAGCUUUACUUCGCUGGCGCAGACUCAGAGACGAGGUGCAAAACUCUGAAGAAGAGCUGCAAGUUUUAAGGCCCAAAAAGGAGAGCACAGGAGAAUUGAGUGAGUCUGGAGCCUCUGUUGUCAAAUAUGGUCUUAAAGCAGAAAAAAUCUUCAUGCAGGUUCACUAUUUGAAGGGUUAUUUUCUUUUACGAUCUCUGGCAAGGAAAAUAGGAGAGGUCUCAUACCUUGCAUCUUUACGGAAAUUUGUCGUUAAGUUCCAUGGGCAGCUUGUUCUUUCUCAGGAUUUUCUUAGCAUGCUGUUGGAAGACAUUCCUAAACAAAAGCAGUCUGGGUUAACUGUAGAAAGUAUCUUCCAGAACUGGCUGGAUACAUCUGGAAUACCAAAGCCCCUGCUGGAGGAGAGAGAGACGUGGAAGGAGUGUCAUCUCGUCCAGCAAGUGAGCAGCGAGGUCACAAAAUGGAUUCAGACAAACCGGAGGAUCAGAAAAAGCAGUAAAAAGAAAAUGAAGCAGGAUGAAGUUGUUUUCCAGCAGCUUCUCCCUGACCAGCUGGUCUUACUUCUGGAGUUCCUCUUGGAGGAGAAGACAUUGUGUCCUAGAAUACUGCAGUGCUUAGAGAGAACAUACCAGCUCCGGGAGCAAGAUGCCGAGGUUCGUCAUCGGUGGUGUGAACUUGUCAUUAAACACAAAUAUGAGCCUGGGUAUGGAGACGUUGAGAGAUUCCUUAGAGAGGAUCAAGCUAUGGGUGUGUAUCUCUAUGGUGAAUUAAUGGUGAAUGAAGAUGCAAAACAACAGGAACUUGCACGGAAAUGCUUUGCUGCAGCACAAGAACAUAUGGAUGCAUCCUCAGCCAAAGUGGUGGCAGAGAUGUUAUUCUGAAAAGUGGCUAAGUUCUGCACCUGAAGAGAAGGGAGAGGAGACUCUUUGCAGGGCAGAGAGCGUUUGCUGGCUGAGAUCCCUUGCUGCUGAACGGGCAGAUUUGUGAUGAAUGCAUGUGUCCGAGGUUCAGUGUAUGGAGAAUAAGAGGCAGAGGCAACCUGGGAAGGACCAAAGACUUUGAGUUUUAGUUGAGAAUAAACAGUGCUCCUUAAGUUUUCAGUCUGAUUGCAAAUGUAAAGGCAUUGCCUACAGUAAUUUGGUUACCAUGCUUCCCUAAAGGUCAGAGGAAAUAACGUUUGUGACUUUAACCUGAAAUUGUCAAUAAAGCUUUUGUUUUAUAGUCUUUUCUUUAACGGAUGCUGUCAUGAUCCUCUCUGCAGUUUUAGCUUAGCACUGUGUGUUGUUUGCAGGAAAUGGUGGCAGCUCCAGUCGGAAACAACUUACAGCUGCUGCUGUUGUUCCAGGCUGUUGAUGGACCCGUCCUCCGGUGCCUACUGAGCUGAUAUCAGUUCUGAUUUUACACACUGGCUCAGUUCAGCAGGAACAGGAGUCGAGCCCUAGAGCAAAAAACAAGAUGUACCUUUCCUAAGAGCCUUUGAGAAAUGUUUUUGCUGUUUUCUCUCAAAAAAUGAAUCAGUACACAUUACGAUAUCCUGAUCUUAGACACUAAAUGGCCUAAGGUGGAAAAGCUACCUCAGUACUGUUUAAGAGGACUGUUGGCUAAAGAUGAGAAGGUAUGUGGAUACGUAGCACAUCACAGAGUAUUGCUCUGGUAACUUGCCUCCAACAUUAUUUUCAGAGUAACCUGCUAGUAACCAAGAGAGAGAGUGCUUCCACCAUGGAUCCCUCCCUGUCUUCUCCAGACCUUGUAGUGGUAGCUUUAGGAAGCUAAAGAGACCACUGUUAACUCUGUAGCUACAGUUACACUCUACUGGUAACCUAAAAUAUAACUCAAUUUGGAAAGCUGGAGCAAUCAAGAAUGCACAGAUAUUCCUUCACUGUGACAGAGUAAUAACUUUAAAUGCUGUUUCCAUUGCAGGAAAGAUCACAGACAACUCUUUUAAUAGAUCUUCUACUAAACCCCGAUGGUACUAGGAUUUCAUUGACCCAGGACAUCAAAGAAAGGAUUAUGUGACUGCUAAAACAAUCAGCUGACAGAAAUAUUUACCUUUCUGUAUUUCCAGAGGUCCACUGUAACUGAGAACACAUGCACACAAAACAAACUACACACACACACGUGUUACUCUGGCUCUAGGUAAUUCUUUGAUACAAGAAUUUUGGGAUUUAUCCUUGCGCUUUGGUAAUACAAUCAUUCUGGCUUGCAGAUGCCAAAGAUUCUUGAUUUGAACAACUUUAUUAAUUUGGACAAUCUGAAAAUGAAUGAAACUGUAUUGUGUACUUAAAAUUUUGUUUGUAACUUCUUUUUCAUAUUUAUAAAACCUCAGUAUAAAAUCAGCAGGGGCUGGGGUGGGGCUCGUAAGAUUAGACAGAAGCAGAAAUAAACUGUGGAAAGUUACCUGCCAUCAUACUGGUGAUGGGAUGGGACUGAAGAAAAAACAAAGAUCAUCAUGCUCUCUCUGCCCUGUUUAGGUUAAAUUUUACUAUGUCAGACCUCCCAUUCAUGCCCUUGUGAUGCUUAUUUUGCAAUGAUAUGUCAAGUAUAUCUCUUCUUUCCUGAUCAAUGAAUCUCUAAAUUUUUAGAAGAUAUCUUAAUUGUUCCUUUCAGAGAGUAAGAAUUUAAACCACAAAAAUCUGUGAACUUAUUUCUCCUGUACUCUAUUGUUUGAUAUCAAAUCCUCUUUGCUAAUAAUAAAAUUAUCAAAAUAAA
This is a messenger RNA of Pyrgilauda ruficollis (rufous-necked snowfinch), 4620 nucleotides long. RefSeq names its product aminopeptidase O (putative) (gene AOPEP). Gene Ontology annotation, molecular function: zinc ion binding; metalloaminopeptidase activity. Bases 321 to 2792 code for a protein of 823 amino acids. NCBI's taxonomy places the organism in Eukaryota, Metazoa, Chordata, Aves, Passeriformes, Passeridae. The transcript is spliced from 18 exons. The record is from RefSeq and is a predicted model, not a curated record. Gene Ontology annotation, cellular component: nucleolus.